AUGCCAUAUUCGAGGAUAAAGCCGUCGGAGCAGUUACUUGAAGAGGCGCAGGCUACUAAAAACUUUCUACGACUGAUGAUGCUCGAUCAGAUCGCCGAUAGCGCCGUUAUUUUGAUCUUUGUUCCAACACCUGUCGAUGCCAGCGGUAAAAUUUAUCAUGUUGGUGACGUAAAAAAAGACCUGAGCCCUAAAUUCACCCGCGUCGAUGGAGACCUUAGGAUAUCUCAGGUCGCUUUGGGUAGCGUUACCAUUAUGCAGUCCAUACGUGAUGCGGAAGCUGUCAAGGCUAUGGAAAACACAGUGCGCGACGUCAAUAUUGCGUUUGUUAACGAGCUUGCAAAGAUAAGCGAUGUUCUCGACCUGGAUGUUGUCGAUAUCAUAGAUGGUAUGGCAACCAAGCCUUUUGGCAAAGGUCCCUUUUACCCAGGUGUCGGAGUCGGUGGGCAUUGUAUCGCCGUCGAUCCCGAGUGGCUUAAGGCUGCGUCACAAAAGGCGGGCUAUAUGCCGGAAAUUAUCAAUCUGGCGCGUGCCACGAAUAAUGGUAUGCCGGAAUACACCGUGUCGAUAUUGCAAAACCUACUCAAUGACUGCGGAUACCCACUGAAAAAUACCGGAAUAGCGAUACUUGGCGUGGCCUAUAAACGCAAUGUGGAUGACCCGAGAGAGUCACCUUUUUAUAAAGUUAAAAGUUUGCUGGAAAAUAAGGGUGCCAAUCUCCAUAUUUAUGACAGUUGGUACAACAAGGAAAAUACCGUCGAGUCUUUAAAAGAAGCGAUAGAAAAUUCCAGGGCAAUUUUGAUUAUUACCGAGCACGCCGACAUUUUGGAAAGCUUAGAAAAAAUGGAUAUUGCGAACUCGAGUAUAGAAGUCGUUGUCGAUGGCAGAAACUGCUUAGAUGCAGAGCUAGUGAAUCGCUGGAAUAUACUCUAUCGUGGUAUUGGGCGCCGGUCUGCCGCGGAUGGACGAAAAGCAAAUGAUUGA
Messenger RNA from Priapulus caudatus, 981 nucleotides. RefSeq names its product UDP-N-acetyl-D-glucosamine 6-dehydrogenase-like. The record is from RefSeq and is a predicted model, not a curated record. The coding region runs from base 1 to 981 and encodes 326 amino acids. Gene Ontology annotation, biological process: polysaccharide biosynthetic process. Gene Ontology annotation, molecular function: oxidoreductase activity, acting on the CH-OH group of donors, NAD or NADP as acceptor; NAD binding; oxidoreductase activity, acting on the CH-CH group of donors, NAD or NADP as acceptor. The transcript is spliced from 2 exons. NCBI's taxonomy places the organism in Eukaryota, Metazoa, Priapulida, Priapulimorpha, Priapulimorphida, Priapulidae.